Messenger RNA from Penicilliopsis zonata CBS 506.65, 3888 nucleotides. RefSeq lists its product as hypothetical. Gene Ontology annotation, molecular function: chitin synthase activity. The transcript has 3 exons. The record is from RefSeq and is a predicted model, not a curated record. Lineage: Eukaryota; Fungi; Ascomycota; Eurotiomycetes; Eurotiales; Aspergillaceae. Gene Ontology annotation, cellular component: cell periphery; cell septum. The coding region runs from base 1 to 3888 and encodes 1295 amino acids.
AUGUCGCUGCCUCAAAGACCGGGGCAAGGCUCUUCGCCCCGGAGAGAUGAGGCUCGCAGUGCGUUUCGCGAGUCUUCACGGCGGCGUCGCCGCCGGGAAAGUGAGACGGAGGCUCCCUCGACCCCAUCCUCCACACACCGCCGCCAACCCUCCUCCCAACGCCGCCGACGCCCGUCGCACAGUUCGCCACGACAGAGAAUAGCCCCCGAUGGUGACGAGGAGAUGCAGGCUGAGAUGCCGCGCAAACGCAGUCUCGUCAAGCCCGAGCGCGAGCACCGCAGUCGCGACCAUCCCAACUACCACUACCGUCAAAAAUCCCAUAACAUGUCGACCUACCCGUCGACCACCGGCCAUGACGCCGCCGCCGCCGCCGCCCCCCUCGACGUCGACGGAGAGGCCGAGACCACCAGCUCCCACAGCACUGAGCUCAAAACCAAGCCCGACUACUACCCCGAACACGGCCACAUCAACCGGCCCAUGGAACGCGCCCCGAGCCGUCAUCGCUCUGGUACCACUUCGUCCAACAACAACAACAAUAACAAGCGCAAGGGCUCCCACCGUCGUCGCCGGUCUCGAUCCAGCAGCCGCCGCCGCGCCGAGGAGAAGGCGCGUCAGAAGGCCAUGGAGGCGGUCACCCCGCCCAGCUUCUGGUUGGUCUAUUGCACGGUCAUCACUUUCUGGGCCCCCAGCUUCAUCCUCCGCUGCUGCGGUAUGCCCAACAAGGAGCAACGCAGCGCCUGGCGCGAGAAGAUGGGCCUCAUCAGCAUCAUCCUGCUCGUUGGCGCCUUUGUUGGCUUCAUCACCUUCGGCUUUCGCGCCAUCGUUUGUGCCUCACCCCCCGUGCGUCUCAAGAACAACCACGUCGGCGAUGGCUACAUGAUCUUCCACGGCGCCGCCUACGACCUCUCCGACUCCAGCCACCCCGCUGCCGCCGGCAUCCCGGCCGGCUCCAACGUCCUCUACGAUCUCGGUCACAAGUACGGCGGGCAGGACGGCAGCUUCUUCUUCCAGGAGGUCAACGGCGCCUGCAAGGGCCUCAUCACCCUGGCCGAUGGCUCCGACGUUCCCACCAACAGCGAUGGCGAUCUCGCCUGGUACUUCCCCUGCAAUGCCUUCAACCAGGACGGUUCCAGCAAGCCCAAUUACACCGACCCUUACUACCUCGGCUGGGCCUGUCACACCCAGGGUGCCGCCCGGAAAUCCUUCUACAGUCUCCAAAGCUCCGGUGACGUCUACUUUACCUGGGAGGACGCCAAGAACAAGAGUCGCAACCUCGUCAUCUACUCCGGCAACGUGCUCGAUCUUGACCUGCUGGAAUGGUUCAACACUUCCCAGGUCUCCUACCCCGCCAAGUUCGACGAGCUCCGCGAGGACUCGGACAUCCGCGGCGCCGACAUCACCUAUGCCCUGCAGACCGGCGACGACCGCAAGAUCGGCAAGUGCCUCACGGAGAUCAUCAAGGUCGGCAGCAUCGACACCGACACCGUCGGCUGUAUCGCCUCCAAGAUCGUUCUCUACGUCGCCCUCGUCUUCAUCCUCUCCAUCGUCGGCGUCCGCUUCAUGUUCGCCGUCUACUUCCAGUGGUUCGUCGCCCACCGCUACGCCGCCAAGACCACCAGCAUGGGCGCCACCGAUUCAAAAUCCCGUAAGCAGCAGAUUGAGGACUGGUCCAACGAUAUCUACCGCCCCGCCCCGCGCUUCGCCGACCCCGUCGUCCCUGACCACCGGCCCAGUAAGCGCGCCAGCUUCCUCCCCACCACCUCCCGCUUCUCCAGCCCCUACGUCGUCAGCCACGGUGGCAAGCAACGACCCCAGCAUAUCACAAUGGCCAGCCAAAACUCCGCCUCGCGCCUCCUUCCCAGCACCUCCGCUUCCGCCUCCAUGUACCGCCUUGGCCACAACAGCAGUGGUGGCACAAUGAGUGCCGACCAGCCAUCGCGCAGCAUCCCUGGUAGCGGCGGUAACAACCACAAUAACAACCUCACCGGCAGUCGCUCGAGCCUGUUACCCACCUCUCAGCACGUUACCUCCACGGAUCGCUACUCCACCGCCCUCUCCGACGCCGAAGGGCCUGGCCCUGCGGGUUUCAUCCAUGAGGCCGUCGUCCCGCAACCCCCCGUCGAGUGGCAGCCAUUUGGAUUUCCCCUGGCCCACGCCAUCUGUAUGGUGACCUGUUACUCGGAGGGUGAAGAAGGCAUUCGUACCACGCUGGACUCCGUCGCGCUCACUGACUACCCCAACAGCCACAAGACCAUCAUUGUCAUCUGCGACGGCAUCAUCAAGGGUAAAGGUGAACAGUUCUCAACGCCCGAGAUUGUGUUGGGUAUGAUGCGCGACCAUGUGGUGGCGCCCGAGGAGGUCCAGGCCUUCUCGUACGUCGCCGUGGCAUCGGGCUCCAAGCGGCACAACAUGGCCAAGGUCUACUGCGGCUUCUACGAUUACGGCGAGACCUCCCCGGUACCCCCGGAGAAGCAGCAGCGCGUGCCCAUGAUGAUCAUCGUCAAGUGCGGCACUCCCGAGGAGGCCGCAACCGCCCCCAAGCCGGGAAAUCGCGGCAAGCGCGACAGCCAGAUCGUGCUCAUGUCCUUCCUGCAAAAGGUCAUGUUCGACGAGCGUAUGACCGAACUCGAGUUUGAGAUGUUCAACGGCCUGUGGAACAUCACCGGCAUCCCGCCGGAUUUUUACGAGGUCAUGCUCAUGGUCGACGCCGACACCAAGGUCUUCCCGGACAGUCUGACGCACAUGAUCUCCGCCAUGGUCAAGGACCCGGAGGUCAUGGGCCUGUGUGGCGAGACCAAGAUCGCCAACAAGACCGACAGCUGGGUCACCAUGAUCCAAGUGUUUGAGUACUACAUCUCCCACCACCAACUCAAGUCGUUCGAGUCGCUCUUUGGCGGUGUCACCUGUCUCCCGGGUUGCUUCUCCAUGUACCGCAUCAAGGCGCCCAAGGGCGGCCAGAACUACUGGGUGCCCAUCCUGGCCAACCCGGACAUCGUCGAGCACUACUCGGAGAACGUGGUGGACACGCUGCACAAGAAAAACCUGCUCCUACUCGGCGAGGAUCGAUAUCUGACCACCCUGAUGCUCCGGACCUUCCCCAAGCGUAAACAGAUCUUCGUCCCGCAGGCGGUCUGCAAGACCAUCGCCCCGGACAAGCUCAAGGUCCUCAUGUCGCAGCGUCGCCGCUGGAUCAACAGUACCGUCCACAACCUCUUCGAGCUGGUCCUGGUCCGCGACCUGUGCGGGACCUUCUGCUUCAGCAUGCAGUUUGUCAUCUUCGUCGAGCUCGUCGGCACUCUCGUCCUCCCCGCCGCCAUCUCCUUCACCAUUUAUGUCGUCGUCAAGUCCAUCAUCUCCAGACCCGUCCAGAUCUUGCCCCUCGUCCUCCUCUCUCUCAUCCUCGGUCUGCCGGGACUGCUGAUUGUCGUCACCGCCCACCGGCUCGUCUACGUCAUGUGGAUGUUCAUCUACCUCCUCUCCCUGCCCGUCUGGAACUUCCUCCUGCCCGUCUACUCCUUUUGGAAAUUCGAUGACUUUAGUUGGGGUGACACCCGCCAGACCGCUGGUGAGAAGGACAAGGGUCACGACACCGUCGAUGGCGAGUUUGACAGCAGCAAGAUCACCAUGAAGCGCUGGCGGGAUUUUGAAAAGGAUCGCCGUUUACGCAAUGCUGCCACGUCUGUAGAAACUCUGCCCCACCAUCACGACAUCUCCCACUUGGGACGUCUGACGACCUCCUCGCCUUCCCACUCUAUCCCCGGCACCGAGUCUCUACGAUCAAAGGGGAAUGCCUCGACCAUGCUCAUAUCGUCUCGCCCACCGGAGCUGACUCUCGCCCACCACCGUCUCGACUUGGGCAGCCUCGCGAGAUCCGGCAGGCUGUGCUAG